Messenger RNA from Momordica charantia (bitter melon), 921 nucleotides. Its product is annotated as (21S)-21-acetyl-1-hydroxy-apo-melianone synthase CYP88A164-like. NCBI's taxonomy places the organism in Eukaryota, Viridiplantae, Streptophyta, Magnoliopsida, Cucurbitales, Cucurbitaceae. The record is from RefSeq and is a predicted model, not a curated record. Gene Ontology annotation, molecular function: iron ion binding; ent-kaurenoic acid monooxygenase activity; heme binding. Gene Ontology annotation, cellular component: endoplasmic reticulum. Gene Ontology annotation, biological process: multicellular organism development; brassinosteroid homeostasis; sterol metabolic process.
CACACUUUCAAACUUCUGAAAUUGGUAAAUUAUAUGCCAAGAUAUCUCCUGUCAUCAUGUCCAUUUUCUCUUACGACUUGCCCGGUUCUGCUUUUCGUCAAGCAGUCAAGGCAAGAGACGAGAUAUUGAACAUCCUGGGGCCCGUGAUAGCGGAGAGGAGAAGAGUUAUUGAAAAGAAUGAAGAAAUGGAGGAGAAGUUUCAAGUUGAUGUAGCUCUUAAGGCCAAGGAUGCUAAUGGGGAAUUUUCUUUCAACAACAAUGCAGUUGUAUGCAUGUUGCUUGGACUGCUGUUUGCUGGUCGUGAUACAUCAGCUCAUGCUGCUAUGUGGCUUCUCAUAUACGUAUUACAACACCCUCAAGUCUACCAAAAGGCCAAGGAAGAGCAAGAGAUGAUCCUAAAACAAAGACCAUCUACUCAAAAGGGAUUGAUUUAUAAAGAAAUUAAACAAAUGACAUAUGCUGCAAAGGUCAUUAACGAGACGUUAAGAGUGAGUCAUGUUACCACAGUAAGUUGUCGUAAAGCAACCACGGACAUAAAUAUCCAUGGUUACACUAUACCGAAAGAAUGGAAUGUAAUAAUUAUGGUGAGAGACAUUCAUAUGGAUUCUCAAAUAUAUCCAAAUCCACAACAAUUUGAUCCUUCAAGAUGGGAUAAUUAUACUCCAAAACCAGGGACAUUCCUGUCAUUUGGGAUGGGAGGUAGAUUUUGUCCAGGAAAUGAACUUGCAAGGCUUGAAAUGACUAUUUUACUUCACCAUUUUCUCCUUAAUUACAAAUGUGAACGGCUCAAUCCAGAAGCCCUAGUCUCCUCCCUGCCUAUCCCUGUGCCUGUUGACAAUUGCCUCGCCAAGUUUUCUAAGCUCAAAAGUUAUUAGUUGUUUUUACUUUAGACUUAAAUUUAUCAUCUAAAGAAUUAUGUUA